AUGGAGCAGGAAUCCAAUGUCGCGAAACCUGUGCAGAAGUCUGCCUCCGAUCUGAUGCAAGACACGCUGAACAGUACGAGCAAGACUUUGGUUUGGCUGCAGGCUCAUUACCAGGGCAUCGACCGGACGGACUCCAGCAAGGGCAAGAAGGAGCCCUUGGACCUGUGGAGAUUCCAGCAGGGCGACCAGCCAGCUUGCCCCACAUCGGGCAGUUUCACCUCCGAUCAUCGAGACGGGUCUCAAAGCGAGGCCUUCUCUAAGGAUUCAGAGAUUGUCUCCGAAGCUCGCUUCGGGCAGCUCGGGGCCAAAGAUGCAGCGAGCUUGGCGGGGGAGGACACUGCCGAAGAGAUGGAGGUGACCUUCUCGGAGAAGUCGAGACCAUCGAGGCAGUGCGCCAGUGCCGGGUCCAGCAGUGAGGAAUCCUGGGCGAAGCCAAAGGGACCUUGUGAGGACCAGCCGGGACGGUAUGUCAUCAUCCACGACAGUACCUUCGUCUCCGAAGCUCCAACGGUGCCUAGGGAGGAG
Symbiodinium necroappetens is the source of this 525-nucleotide messenger RNA. NCBI's taxonomy places the organism in Eukaryota, Dinophyceae, Suessiales, Symbiodiniaceae. The record is from the annotation of a GenBank genome assembly.